Messenger RNA from Clonostachys solani, 267 nucleotides. NCBI's taxonomy places the organism in Eukaryota, Fungi, Ascomycota, Sordariomycetes, Hypocreales, Bionectriaceae. The record is from the annotation of a GenBank genome assembly.
AUGUCUGACUCGGAUGGCCAGGAGCUUGUCACCAAGCCCUUCAAGUUCGUCACUGGCACCGACGCCCGUUUCCCCAACCAAAACCAGACCAAGCACUGCUGGCAAAACUACGUCGAUUACCACAAGUGCAUCCUCGCCAAGGGUGAAGACUUCGCUCCUUGCCGCCAGUUCUGGCACGCCUACCGCUCCCUGUGCCCCUCUGGUUGGUACCAGCGCUGGGACGAGCAGCGAGAGGGAGGAAACUUCCCCGUCAAGCUUGAUGCUUAA